AUGGAAAUACUCAGAGAACAACAAGGGUACAUUGUUAGUCAAAGAAAAUUUACCUUGGAGAUACUGGCUGAGUUUGAUUGUAAAGGGCCUACUGUCUCAUCUCCUCUUGAUCCAUACUCCAAAUUGCACGCUGAAUUAGAACCACCCAUAAAGGAUCCCACUCUUUAUCGACGAUUGGUGGGUAAACUUAACUAUCUCACCAAUACUCGGCCAGAUAUUUGUUUUGUUGUUCUUUGCCUCAGUGAAUUUAUGCAAAGGCCUUCUCUUUCACAUUUUUCUGCUGGGCUCAGAGUACUUCGAUAUCUUCGAUCAGACUCAGGUCAAGGUAUCCUUCUCUCUUCUGCUCCCUCUUUUGAUCUCGUCGCUUUUUGCGAUGCUGACUGGGCUGCUUAUAAAGAUUCUCGUCGCUCCGUCAGUGGUUUUUUUAUUACUCUGGGAGGUGCCUCCAUUUCGUGGAAAUCGAAGAAGCAGAUCUCCAUCUCUUUGUCAUCCGCUAAAUUUGAGUAUCGAUCCAUGAGACAGGUGACUGCUGAAAUCACUUGGCUUGUUCGAUUUCUUGCCGAUUUAUCUGCUCCUCCAACUUUGCUGGUGUUCCUUUGCACUCUGACAGUCAUGCGGCGAUUCAUAUCGCCCGCAAUCCCGUCUUCCACGAACGAGAUAAACAUGUAG
Nicotiana attenuata is the source of this 669-nucleotide messenger RNA. RefSeq lists its product as uncharacterized. The coding region runs from base 1 to 669 and encodes 222 amino acids. The record is from RefSeq and is a predicted model, not a curated record. NCBI's taxonomy places the organism in Eukaryota, Viridiplantae, Streptophyta, Magnoliopsida, Solanales, Solanaceae. The transcript has a single exon.